CCCUUCCUCCAACUGUUGCAUGCAGCCAGACUGAUUUCAUUCAUAAAAUCAGUUUCCAGCAGGCGCCUGCGCCUUGGACUACGCACAGGCCCCCUCCCCCCACACAGUCCACAGUCCGAAUAGUCCGUAGCCUUUUGCGCCAAAAUUAAAAUCACAUUGCUUCAGUACGUUUUCGCACGUUCAUUAAUGCAGUCGUGCUCGGCAACGGAUGUAUACUAUUGAGAUCUGUUCAGAUUAGUUCGUUUAAAAAUGUGAUUUCUAAUAUGUACUCGUAUAAAUAGUGUCCAAAACUAUGCCUAGUUGGUACCGUGUGGUGGUGUGGCUUUGGUGUCUUUUAAGCUGUUGCCAUAGCAGGACAGAGGCUGGGACUGGGGCUGGAGCUGGAGCUGGAGAGGUACUCGUGGUCAUUGCCUGUCCACCGCUGCCCCGUCGGUUGCAGGAAGGAUGUUUUGCGUUGUUCGACAGUUUGCGGGAGCAGUACCAACACCUGGCGGGGGUCAUCCCCGGGGAUUAUGUCCUCAGGUUCCACAUAAUGCAUGAGCUAUUCAAUUAUUGGACAUUGCUGGACGCAUUGCCAGGCCAGACACGUUUGCUAAAUGCGCGCACGGAAUGGAUUAUUUGGUGUCAACACAACACGCAUGUGGCCUCACUGCGUGGCCUGCUCGAGCAGCUCCACAGCCAGGACCCAAUGGAGGCUGCCUACUACGGCCAUGCCUUGUACGACACGGAGGCCACGAUUGUGCAUCAUUUUGCACACUACAAGAAUCCCAGAUGGUUCCCGUAUCCCCUGCUCAGUGCCGGUGUUGUUUUCACAGGUGUUCUGCUGCGCAGGCUGGCGGAACUUGUUGCUCUUAGUGCCCAGAAUGCCACCCGGCACAGUGAGUUCGCCAUAGACGCCUCUCAUGAGCUGGCCCGCUUCAUAUUCGACAACUUAACACCUGACACGGACCGAGGGCUAAAAGAGGACCAUAUCGGUGGCCCCGAAGGCGAAACCUUGGAGCGGAAAAUCAUUUUGAAAAGUGCUGCCUACAUUUGUCCCACUGCACUCCUGCACUCCUCCCCCGAGACGGGAACAAGCAAGCCUGUUCCUUGUUUGUUAUAUGCAAAGCCAGAGAUGUUUGCUGUCCUGCCAUCGACUUUGGAGACUCGCCUGCAAGGGCAGGUGCACACAACAGGAUCGCACAUCUAUUUUGCAAUCAAGACCUGUGCAAAAUUCCAUAAGGAACGUAUACCAAUCAUCGAACGCACCUGGGCGACCGACGCCCGGCACCGUAGAUACUACAGCGAUGUGGCAGAAGUCGGCAUACCGACAAUCAGCACUGGGAUACCCAAUGUUCAGACUGGACAUUGUGCCAAAACAUUGGCAAUUUUACAAUUAUCCCUCAAGGAUAUCAUCGAACAGAGGGACAUACGCUGGCUCAUGCUCGUCGAUGAUGAUACGCUGCUUAGCGUGCCUCGGCUGAGCGCCCUGCUGAAUGGCUACAAUCACACGGAGCAUAUCUAUCUGGGGGAACGCUACGGGUAUCGUCUGUACGCCCCAGAUGGCUUCAACUACCACACGGGAGGAGCGGGAAUUGUGCUCAGCCUGCCCCUGGUGCGGCUCGUGCUAGAGCACUGCAACUGCCCGAGUGCCAACGCCCCGGAUGACAUGAUACUGGGCUACUGCCUGCAGGCACUCGGAGUGGUGGCCUUGCCAGCCGCCGGGCUGCAUCAGGCCAGGCCCCAGGACUACGCCAGGGAGCUGCUGCACCUUCAGCCGCCCAUUUCCUUUCACAAGUUCUGGAACACGGAGCCGGAGCACACGUAUCGCAGAUGGCUGGGUGGCUCCGGCGGCAAUCAGAGUGUGCCACAAGCGACUGACACAGAUCGUGUGACAGUGGCAGGGGCGGUGGCUCCAUUGCCCCCGCUUGGAGGACGACUGCAGCUGCCCGGUCUUACCGCUGGCCUGGGAACGGCAGAGAAGCAUUUGGACCUGUAGUCUGCUGAGACCCCAUACACCAUGAACACACCUCAACACUCAGACACACUUGCUGAAAAGAAAUCCUGGCACUUUUUAGCGCUGGAGCCUCAUAAAUAUAUACUCGUACUUUUUCUCCGGCUUAGGGGUUGCGGCACGCCCCACGCUCUUGCCACAACAUGCACUAAUUAGUCAAGGAUUUGGCAUUAAGGAAACAAAUUCUCGACCCUCAAUGAAAAGAAUAUGGAGCACGUGCCGCGCUUGUAAAUGUAAAAUUGUUGUUCUCGGUUUUUGUUUUUUGUUUUUUUUUCAUAAGUAGACUUAAUAAAGUAUGAACAACGUUUUUAAAUUAUGUGCACGUACCAAAGAAAAAAAGUUAAGGAAAUUUGCAUUCGUUAUGGUUUUCAGUUAAUACUGCCGCGUGGGAGGAUUUUUUAAAUUUAAACCUUAACCAAAUUCAAAUAUUACUAUAAGUACAUAUGUUCAUGAUGAUUUAUCAAGAGGUUCUAUUAGAGCUGCCAAUAAAACCUGCCUUCUCUAUACAUAUCCUGCUAAAGAGUAGACAGUAUUAAAAUA
This is a messenger RNA of Drosophila miranda, 2533 nucleotides long. RefSeq names its product beta-1,3-glucosyltransferase. Gene Ontology annotation, molecular function: acetylglucosaminyltransferase activity. The transcript is spliced from 7 exons. Bases 293 to 1978 code for a protein of 561 amino acids. Gene Ontology annotation, cellular component: membrane. The record is from RefSeq and is a predicted model, not a curated record. Lineage: Eukaryota; Metazoa; Arthropoda; Insecta; Diptera; Drosophilidae.